AGUCCUUACCGUCAGUCUCCUCUGUUCGAUCGCUUCUGAUUGGCAAAACACGACAUCCACAGAGCAUUGACAAAGCGGUCAAAAAAAUGGUAAUGCCACCAGUAGCCAAACCUGCUUUGACUGGAAGAUUUGCAAAGACACCGCAGCCUACUGUGUCAGUGCCUGUAGAAUCUCCUAGUAUGGCCUCAUUUGGGCCAUCUGAGCAGGAUGACCAUGAACUUGUUGCUCAGGCAGACUUGCUGGAAUCUCAGGUGUCCAGAAAACAAAUUUGCCUUCCUGUGGGCUGGACUCACACAUUGCCACCUGCUGAUCAGCUCUGGAUAUCAAAGGUUUUGUUUAAGUAUUCAUCCCACAACCAACCAGAAAUGGACUUCACCAGAGUGGACAGGAUGUGGUGGUACCCUCCACAGCCCCCUUUUGCAGUUGCAGGAGUACCAGGGACAGAGCGCUACUUUGGCCACCCCUUCUUUCUCUGGAUGCCAAGAAAGCUAUGGAGAGUCAAGUUAACCUGUCCACAUCCAGACUGUGUAAAGGAGGAACUCACAUCGGCAGGACUGCAUCAGAAAAUCAGACAGGUAGUUGAUGUUAAAACAUCUUACUUCAUGGCGUCUGAGUAUCUGUCAUGCAGGAAAUGCAAAAGGAAGGUGAUCAGCUGGAGCUUUGACAUUGUAUCACAGCUUGACAUUAGUCAUAGGCUUCAAUUUCCCUGCAUUCUUACCUCAAAACUGGCAUGUGACAUGGCAGUGGUCCGUCUUCAACGUCAGAGAGGCCUGGGAAACAGCAGCAGCCAAAUGCAGAAGCAGCUAGAGGAGCAGCAUUCUGAGAACUGGAUGCUGAAGGUCGUGCAGUAUCUGACAGACUGCCAGAGUUUUCGCAAAGCGGUCACUGCAGGUCUUGUGAUGCCCAUGUCUUUUGAAAAACCACCUGCAAUGCUCCCUGUACCCAAGCAUCGGUGGCUGAUGCAGGUGUAUGCUCAGGAUGUCCUUCAAAGACUGGAUGAGAUCAAAGCAAGUAUAACCUCACGGUUUGGACGAGUGCUGAAAAUGGAUUCCACCAAGAAGGUUGCACGCAAGCUUGCGGGUCACAGUGCUGGAACAGCCACCUGGGUUACAAAUGUUGGAAAUGAACAUGGUCAGGUCAUCAUGACAGUUCUUACAGCAAGUGAAGGCUUUGGAUUGGCGUCCAUGGUUGGUGGCAUCAUUAAAAGGUACAAGGAUGCUUCAGUACCUCCACCUGAACUGCUGUAUGUCGACAGAGACUGCUGUGGGGGUACUUACCUAAAAAAAAUAUUUGAGGAAUGGAAGGACAUGGAAAUCAGACUGGACAUCUGGCAUUUCAUGCGAAGGAUUUCUGUAGGAUGCACAACAGAUUCUCAUCAGCUCUAUUCUACAUUCAUGGCGGACGUGGGACCCAAGUGGCUAAUGACCAAAGCGUCAGUUUGUGUAGGCUAG
Messenger RNA from Cyprinus carpio (common carp), 1451 nucleotides. RefSeq lists its product as uncharacterized. The coding region runs from base 87 to 1451 and encodes 454 amino acids. The record is from RefSeq and is a predicted model, not a curated record. The transcript has 3 exons. Lineage: Eukaryota; Metazoa; Chordata; Actinopteri; Cypriniformes; Cyprinidae.